This is a messenger RNA of Sycon ciliatum, 2098 nucleotides long. Its product is annotated as deacetylase Atu3266-like. Gene Ontology annotation, molecular function: hydrolase activity, acting on carbon-nitrogen (but not peptide) bonds; deacetylase activity. NCBI's taxonomy places the organism in Eukaryota, Metazoa, Porifera, Calcarea, Leucosolenida, Sycettidae. The transcript is spliced from 10 exons. The record is from RefSeq and is a predicted model, not a curated record. The coding region runs from base 269 to 1579 and encodes 436 amino acids.
GUCUGUGUCUUUGACUUUGAGCUUGUCACUUGGUUAAUUUUAGGUUUGUUUUAGGGAGGACUGAGUGAGUCUGAGGUGUUCAAGAAAAGGUCAGGGCCAGCUCCAUGAUCCAGGGACUCGGUGGUAAAAUUCCCAGGUACGUAGUGUUCACGGCACGCACUCGAACUAUUCCCUAGUUGGUGAUCGGUGAUUCUGCUCGUAGCGGGCGUAGAUCUACUGUAGACUAGUGCCUAGUGUGAAUCAUCGCUAGUACCUGCAGCGGACGAACAUGGCUAGCGCCGGGCGCAUUGUUCUGCGCGGGGGCCGUGUAAUCGACCGCUCGCUAAACAUAGAUCACGUGUGCGACGUAAUCAUUGUCGGCGAUGUCAUCGAGGCUCUAGUGGACUGCGGGGGACAGUAUGAUGGCAAUGAUGACGUCAGGGAUGUGUCAGGUUGCCUGGUUGUACCGGGUCUGAUUGACCUGCACAUCCACGGCUAUGAGCAUGCCACUCCGCUGGGCAUCGACGUCGACAAGUACUGCUUGCAUCGCGGAGUCACCACGGCUGUGGAUGCUGGCAGCGCUGGAGCAACUACCUUUCCUGGCCUGCGCAAGUUCAUUGCCGAGAAAUCACGCACUCGUCUAUUGGCCUAUCUGAACAUCUCCAUGCAUGGCCUGGCCUCGGCUGGAUGCUCGGGGUAUGGUCUAGGUGGUGAGCUGGACUCGGCCAAGCAAAUCAAUGCCGACAGCGCUGCAAAGUGCAUCGAAGAAAACCGCGACAUGAUCGUGGGUAUAAAGAUACGACUCUCUGCGGAUGGUGCGAACGACGGGAAAAACGAGCAGCUAGCAAUGAGGACUGCGCUGGAGUGUGCUAAGAGGGUCCAGCUGCCUGUGAUGGCGCACCACAGCAUGUCCACAGUGAAACUCGGCGGCGAGGAGGAGGUCUUGUCCUGUCCUGGAAGCUUACGACCCGGAGAUGUCUACACUCACUUCUAUCAUGCCUAUGAAUCAACGGUAGUAGAUGUAUCAGAGCCACAUCCAGUGGGUGGAUACAGCAAGUUUGAUCCAGCCGUGCUGGAGGCUCGCAAGCACGGUGUUCUAAUGGACAUUGGCCAUGGCCAGGGAUCGUUCAGCUGGACCAUUGCCGAGCUCGGUGCAAAAGAAGGUCAAUGGCCCGAUGUAAUCAGCACGGACCUCCACACAGGUUCCAUGGAUGGUCCUGCAUACGACUUGCCAACAGUCAUGACGAAGAUGUUGCAUGUUGGCAUGCCGUUGCUGGACAUCAUCACGGCCGUGACUGCCACGCCGGCCGAGUGCUGUGGACGAGCAGACAAGCACCAGCUGAGGCCGGGUGCGGAGGCCGACGUCACCGUGCUGCGCCUGGACGACUGCAGCACGCACCUCGAGGACAGCCAGGCACAGUUGCGGCACGUCACGAAGCGGAUCCUGCCCGUGGCGGUGUGGAGAGCCGGUGAAGAGGCAGACAUCAUCCUCCCCGAGGUGUGGCCCAACACAGCACGCAUGCCCACCCUGAGCAAGGAGUGGAAGAAACUGCUGGUGAAGGAUGCCAAGGCGCCAGAAGCCAUGGCUGCCCUGCAGUAGUCACAAUGCACAGUUUGAAAUACUUGUACGGACCACGCCACCAGCAACAUGGAGCAUAGCGAGUCAUGUGCUGGGGAAGUGCGAGAUCUCCUCCGCUACAUCACCGCCAGUGUGAUAAGAACGUGUGCCGCAUGGAUUGCGAUGCACUUUACCAUUACAAUAUAUAUAUAUUUUUUUCUUUCCAGAAUGAUGGACUUUACGCAACAGCAUCCACACAGGACAGGAGUGGUACUCUGUGGAACCUUUUCUUCAGUUAUUGCCAAAAAGAUAGAGAGUUUCUGCAUGGGAAGUGGGAACCCCAUCAUUGGGGAUCAAUGCUCCACUGUCACCCCUGCCAAAGAUACAGCCGCAUUGACAUCGCUAUGUUUCGUCCUUGUAUUCUCUCAUUUACGAUGGCAUCAAAUGCACGGAACAAGUUCAGAGUACUUUAUGCCAUUUAUUCAAUAAUUAGCAUAUAAUUAUUGUCUGGCAGGCCAGAUGUAAAGAAUUUUGAAAAUAUCUCAACUUUUGAUUAUUUCA